Molecule: messenger RNA, 495 nt
Organism: Paraglomus occultum
Lineage: Eukaryota; Fungi; Glomeromycota; Glomeromycetes; Paraglomerales; Paraglomeraceae
Source: the annotation of a GenBank genome assembly
UCAGAUAAUUUACCCGCGGGAUCUGAUGAGUGUAAGAGAAAGGUCCAACUGAGCCAACUUCUUGGAAUUAUAGUCUUAGGUGUCCAAGAAUUAAUCCUGAUAUCCUUGGGCAUACUAGUUGUAUAUAGCACUAGAAGGAUGAUAAGGGAAGAAAAAGAAAAACGAGAGGGCCAGUAUAGGCACCUAGAAGCACCAAUAAACAGAGAUGGAGUAGAGUCACUUGCUACAAUUGAAAUGCUUCAUCGUCAAUACGCAGCCGCCAAUUCGUUGCCAAAACCUUUCGAUACUUCUCCCGGAAAUAAUCCGUCUAACAUCUCCCCAAACACAGAGAAUAAUGCAGCAGAAGCACGAGAACCAAUGGGCACGCAGAUAGGCGCAGGCGUAGAGGAAUCGCGAAAUCUCAAACGAGCGCAAACACGAACAUUUCUUCCUACUCGACAGUCAAUACUUCCACAAAACACGGUGGCGCCAUCAACGCUUCAACGACAAGAGUCU